AUGCACACUGUCCUCGAUUCCGAUGGCGCCCGUCCCACGGAGUCCCGCAGGAAAAUCAGAAAGCAGAUGGGUAAAUAUGGAGACAGUAUCGAGUUUGCCGAAGGCGAAGUUAUCAUGGUUCGGAAGGCUUACUUUGAGAAUGGAUUUCAAGGGUCUCAAAUCGAUGAGAAGGGCGGUAAAGUGUGCAGAGGAAGGAACAUAGUGCUAGCGACGGGGACAAGAGAUGUCUUCCCGGAUAUUAAGGGGUACGCCGAGAAUUGGCCCUAUCCUGCAUUGAAAGAAGCUAUGGAUGCGGCACAAUCUACCGGCUAUAUCUUCGACGAACGGAUCAUCAUCGAGCUGACCCGUACACCCAAUGAGCAGAAGAAGGUGAUGGUCGACGGGCUUGGCAUGGAGAUCAUUCGUACUAUGUUCGGAAGCUACUUCAAAAUGAACGAGCCAUUUGGGGAGACCAGCGUCAAAAGUUGCUUUGUUGCGGGUGACACAGGCACUCCGAUGACACAAAUCACCAUCGCUGUCGCUCACGGUGUCGCAGUUGCAGAUGGAGUCUCGGCACAGCUAUGCGCAGAGGAGGGUGAAAGAGUCCUGACAAGAGAUAAAAACGUCAGCAUCGACGAAGUAGAUGUUGCUGAAAAACAUACUACUCAAUGUAUGAAAUAA
Letharia lupina is the source of this 660-nucleotide messenger RNA. RefSeq lists its product as uncharacterized. Bases 1 to 660 code for a protein of 219 amino acids. NCBI's taxonomy places the organism in Eukaryota, Fungi, Ascomycota, Lecanoromycetes, Lecanorales, Parmeliaceae. The record is from RefSeq and is a predicted model, not a curated record. The transcript is spliced from 3 exons.